Messenger RNA from Capra hircus (goat), 3299 nucleotides. It is a transcript of the gene MAMSTR, whose product is annotated as MEF2 activating motif and SAP domain containing transcriptional regulator. Lineage: Eukaryota; Metazoa; Chordata; Mammalia; Artiodactyla; Bovidae. Bases 1125 to 2465 code for a protein of 446 amino acids. Gene Ontology annotation, molecular function: transcription coregulator activity. Gene Ontology annotation, biological process: regulation of transcription by RNA polymerase II. Gene Ontology annotation, cellular component: nucleus. The record is from RefSeq and is a predicted model, not a curated record. The transcript has 8 exons.
CAGGUCCCCAUCCCAGCCUUGGCAAUGACCCUGGCGGCUUCCUCCCAGCGCUCCCAAAUCAUUCGGUCCAAGUUCCGAUCUGGUGAGAGAUUUCUUUCUGUGCACGUUGGGAAGGGAGCUUCCUGGUCCUAGGAAUAUAUUCUCAACCUGGGAGUAUGCACCGCCGGGCGAUGUGCGGAGGUGAUCCCCAAGAGGCAUGUGUUUUCCAUGCAAAACAUUAUUUGUGUAGAAGGGAGGCCCCAGCAAAGGGGUGGAGUUCUGGUCGACAGUGAGUGUGCAAAUGGCUGAUGCAAUGCUCGCGUGGGGAGUGGGAAGCCAGGGGUGGUUGUGCAGAGGACCUAGGACUGCAGAGGAACAGGGGCUUAAAGUGACAAGUGCUCAAAGCAGAAAAGUGUCCACAGUGGGGACUUCAGGGUGGAACCGCGGGCGAGGGGACAGUGAGCUCUCUAGCCUUGAAAGUGUCAAAGGUGGCAUUUCAGGUCCCAGCACAGGUGGAAAGUGUGCAAGUGGGUGUACACCUGGAGGCCAAGUCCGGGGUAAACAGAGCAUGCUUGAGGGUGCAGACGAAUCUGCUUCUGUGGUUGGGUGGAUACAAAGACACCAGGAACCAGAGAGCAAGGAGUGUGCAAGAGUACAUGUGCACAAAGAAACGUGCCAAGAGAGAUCCUGGCUCCAAAACUGGGGGUGAAAUCCCUAGUGGACAACCAAGUGUGUUAAUGUGGUGGGGUGUGUGCCAAGAUGGUGAGGCAAGGGUGAAGAGUAGCAAGGGGCACUAGUGUAUAAAAGUGGUAUAAGUGCAAGACUAGAGCCCAGGUAAAUACGUGUUUAGAGGUUGGUGUGCAAAAGGGGUGACUGAAGGGAGGCUGAGAAGUAGGGAGUGGGCAUGUGCGAAGCGGGAUGCGCAGAUAAAAGGAGGCAACGAAGCACAGAUACUAAGAUGGCAGUUGGGCAGAGGAUAGGGUUGGUGCAGGCUUGCGAAAGGGGGGCAGGCUGCCUCCUGCCUGCAUGCUGGCUGGCUCCCCGCCCCAGAACAGCCCUGGCCUUCGCUGCCGUGCUGGCAGGGAGCAGGCAGGAGGCCCGGGAAGGGAGCAGGCUGCCUGCCCACCCGCCUGCACGGGGUGCGUAUGGGGGCUGGAUACACAUGUCCCGCCAACAACUGCAGCUCACACUCGCCUGCCAGGCCAGGCUCUUGGACACUCCCUUCCCGCCUCUCUCCUCCCACUCCUUCCAUAGUCCUUCAGCUUCGGAUCCACAGACGGUAUCAGGACCCGACCCUCUCAGGGUCCUUCACUGCCUCUCCAGUCUUGGAUCCUGAUCCAUGGAUCUCAGCUGCAGAUCCGGUUCUGGCUCUGGCCCCUGCCUCCGCAUUGGGCCCAGCCCCUUUCCUCUUCAACCCUGAAGUCCUUCUUCCUGAGCCGAAACCCUGCCCUUGGAGGUCCCUGAAGAAGGAGUCUCCCAAGACCUCCCAACACUGGAGGGAGCCCAAGCCCAAGGGGAACUUGACAUACCACCAAUACAUACCCCCAGAGCCAAGUCAAGGGUGCAGGGCAGACCCCCAGGUUGAAGGGUCGCCCUUGGAUCCCCCUGGACCGCCUCUGUGGGAAGGGACAACCUCUCAGCAGCCACCUCCUAGGAUGAAGCCCACACCCCUCACUUCCUCCCCACCAGGAGUCCCCAGUCCCUCGACCCUGCCACAUAAGUUGGAACUUCAGACCCUCAAACUGGAGGAGCUGACGGUCUCAGAGCUCCGGCAGCAGCUGCGGCUGCGGGGCCUCCCGGUGUCUGGGACCAAGUCAAUGCUUCUGGAGCGCAUGCGCGGCGGCGCCCCGCCCCGCGAACGGCCGAAGGCUCGGCGCGAGGACAGUGCAGCGGGCGCCCCCUGGCCUCGCUUCAGGCCCAAGACUUUGGGAGCCGCCCGGAGUGCGUGCUCGUUCAAGCUGAGUCCAACAUCUCAUUCGCCACAUGCCUCGGAAACCCUGGUGACUGCUUCGGCUUCGGCUCCGGUUCCGGUUGCGACGACGGCUCAGGCUCCAACUCCAGCUCCAGUGCCAGUCCCUUCCUCAGCACCGGCCUCAACAGCCCUGACCCUGGAGGAGGAGCUGCAGGAAGCGAUCCGCAGAGCGCAGCUGCUUCCGCACCGGGGCAUUGAUGACAUCCUGGAGGAUCAGGUGGAGCCUGAGGACCCGCUGCCCGCCAUCCCCUUGGACUUCCCCGGCUCCUUCGACAUGUUGUCCCCCUCCCCGGACUCUGAAGGCCUUUCUUCUGUCUUCUCUUCCUCACUUCCGUCCCCCACGAAUUCCCCGUCCCCCUCUCUCAGGGGCCCAACGGACUCCUUGGAUUGGCUGGAGGCUCUGAGUGGGGGUCCCUCGCUGGGCUGUGGCCCCCCAGCCCCCAGCAUUUUCUCUGCUGACUUAUCUGAUUCCAGUGGCACCAGGCUGUGGGACCUGCUGGAGGAUCCAUGGUGACGGAUUUUGGGGUUUCUAGGGACUGUGAACUGGUGGGGAUGGAGAGGUCACAGAGAUAGGCUCUCCGUGUUGGUGGGAGAGAGGGGGUUGGGGGUUGGGGGGUGGGUGGGCAGAGGCGGUUGGAACAACUAGCAGAGCCCCUCCCACCACAGACACAAAAUCAGAGAUAACUCUCAUCUACACCUGGCCCCUCUGCUGUUGCUGACAUGCCAACCUCCUAACUUCUGCCUGACCUCCGUAUGAUCCCCUCUGUGCUUGUGUUGUUGGGAGCAAAGAGGUUUCAUUUGCUGCUGACCAGGACAAACAAGCUGCUUGAUGCUUCCUUCAGAGACCUCAUGGUUGUUUUUGUUCCACAUUAUCACCCCCACAUCUCACCAACUAGAUGGCUGCCUGUUGCUGGGGAGCCUGGAAGGUGGUCUCUGCUUUUUUGGAUGCAACAGGGAUACAGGGAUGAGUGGGGAGAGAGAAUAGUCUGCCAGACCCUUGGCUUCUGACUGGAGAUGAGAAAAAUCAGAUGUGUCAUGAAUCUGAGGUCAGAUUCUCUUAGAAGCAGAAUCUGAGACAAGAUCCUUGUGUCCAUGAUUUAGUAAAGACAUGCUCCCAGGAGAAAACAAUAAAGGAACAGACGAAACAGAACAGGGAUGGGGAAGAAGACUAGCAAGGGUGUGAUGUCAGCUGAAGUCCCAACCUCAGCCUGAUCCCGUGGGGAGCUCUGGAGGAUAAAUCAAGUUGUAGAAUCGUUCCCACCUUGAAGCAAAGGGAACUGAGCCUCUGAGGCAAAUGGAAAUUCCUGCUUGGGUUUAUUAUUGCUGAGUAACAAACCACCCCAAGAUU